Musa acuminata AAA Group (dessert banana) is the source of this 1866-nucleotide messenger RNA. Its product is annotated as F-box/kelch-repeat protein At1g67480-like. The transcript has 5 exons. NCBI's taxonomy places the organism in Eukaryota, Viridiplantae, Streptophyta, Magnoliopsida, Zingiberales, Musaceae. The coding region runs from base 566 to 1714 and encodes 382 amino acids. Gene Ontology annotation, molecular function: protein binding. The record is from RefSeq and is a predicted model, not a curated record.
CUCUCCCCACUGCUUUACCUCUGUUUCCUCCCCUUCAAUUCCUCUGCUGCUGCCUCCAUCUCUCUUUCCGCAUUCUUUGCUCAUACCAUUAGCGGAUUGGCAUCCAAACUCGGAAUUGGGAUCAGGACAAGGAGGACUAGCUUUUGAUUGUGAGGUGCUGAGUGUAUGAUAGGAGUUGAUUCUGAAUGGAUUCUACUGCUGGUUAACUAUAACUAAAAUUUAUGGCCUUUGAUUUUGGGGUGAUGUUCUGGGGGGAGAACAAGAAUUAUGUCAUCAGAUUGGAUCAUAGUGCCUGCACAUUGAUUUGGAAGAGCUAUACUAAGAGCAGCAACUGUGGAAUGGCAUUCAGAACAUCCCCAAGAAAACAGAAAACAUCCUUGGGAUUUGCACCUGUGCUUUUUGAAUCUUUGCCAUCUUUUAUACCUUUGUCUAUCAAGAUCCCUAUGGAUGAUGGUUACCAUGAAUCCUUUUCUCUAUAUUGCUGUUUUUUAUAACAUUAUUGAUUUCUAUACGAGGCGCUCAAGGAUUUGAUUGAGCCAGGAAGGAAAUUUAUAACAUUCUCAAAAUGCCCAGUUUAGGAAUUCAUGGCCUUCUUGGUGGUAGAAAAAGAUUUGUUGAUUUGGAGGUGCAACUACAUGUUCCAGUUCAAACUAAUCUGGCCCUUACCCUGCAAGCAUCGCAGGAGUUAUACUGCCCUGUUAUUCCUGGGUUGCCUGAUGAUGUGGCCAAGUUCUGUCUCACGCUUGUGCCCCGCAGAGACCUCCCUGUUAUAGGUGCUGUUUGUAAGAGAUGGAUGUCAUUCAUUAAAAGCAAGGAGUUCCUUGCUGUAAGGAAGGAGGCUGGAAAGCUCGAGGAGUGGGUGUAUGUCUUAACUGGUGAUGCCGAUGGAAGGGAGAACCAUUGGGAAGUAUUAGUUGGCUCUGGGGAAAAAGGCAAGGUGCUGCCCUCAAUGCCUGGUCCUGUCAAAGCUGGGUUUGGAGUUGUCGUUAUUGAUGCCAUCCUUUUCAUUAUUGCUGGUUACUCAGUUGACAUUGGGAAAGCAUGUGUUUCGAAUGAUGUUUAUCAGUAUGAUUCUCGUCUUAACAGAUGGAGCACAUUAGCCAAGAUGAAUGUUGCUCGCCAUGACUUUGCUUGUGCCGAGCUUAAUGGCAACAUAUAUGCUGUGGGUGGGUUUGAUUCUAAUGGUGACUGCUUAUCGAGUGUUGAAGUUUAUGACCCCAACAGAAAUAUGUGGACCUUAAUCGCAAGCCUUCGCUGCCCAAGGUGGGGUUGCUUUGCUUGCAGCUUUGAGGGCAAGCUUUAUGUAAUGGGUGGGCGUUCUAGCUUCACAAUCGGCAACUCCAGGUUUGUGAAUGUGUACAAUCCACAGCACCAGUCAUGGUGCGAGAUGAAAAGUGGCUGUUUGAUGGUUACUGCACAUGCUGUGCUGGCCAAGAAGCUAUUCUGUUUCGAGUGGAAGAAUCAGCGGAAGUUGGCAAUAUACGAUCCGGUUGACAACUCAUGGCGUAAGAUCCCUGUGCCUGUUACAGGGAGCUCAGCCGUAGCAUUCCGCUUUGGGAUAUUUGAUGGCAAGUUACUGCUUUUCUCACUCGAGAAGGUACCGGGGUACCAGACACUGCUUUAUGAUCCUGAUGCUCCUGUAGGAUCUGAGUGGAAAACAUCUUCACUUAAGCCUUCUGGCUUGUGUUUGUGCAGUGUCACAAUCAAGGCAUAAUGGUCACAUGCUUAGGGUUCUGUGAAUGGUUGUUAUUGUUCAUAUGUUCUUCACAUUGCAUAUAAGACCUGUUCUCCUAUUAUGUCAAUUAGGUCUAUGAACUCUGGAAUUGUUGACUGCAUAUUCCUGCAAGUUGUGGUGGAUUUUUAGUA